CUUCGCAACAUUCCCUCGUCAACCUGCCCCGUUCCUAACUCCCAUUCUCCAGACCUCCGCUCGCCCUCAUGGAAGACCCUUCCGCUCCGUCUUUGGUCCAGAUCCCAAGCACAGGCGUAGAGUUCUUCGAGUACCGCCGCCGGUUGUUCAUGGCUGGCCUCCCUUUCCCAGAGACACCAACUACACAACCCUUGCCUGCUACUUAUCUUGUCCCGGAACAGCCCCCCCCUCCAUUGCCAAGACCACCAAGACAGCCAAAACACCCGUCUGUAACCAGAAUAGAAGAGGCACUCAGUCAAGAAGGCGCUGAAGCAUCAAGAGAUCUUUGGGAAGGAGGGAUGAAGGAGCUGGCUAAGAAUCUGCACGAUGGUAGGAAAUUUACUAAGGGAAUGAGGUUGGGGCUAGUAAUUAAAAUAUUAAUUGCAAGCUGGAUCAAUGAUGGCUUUUGGCCUGUAGACCCUCUGACGGGCUUGCCAGAAAAACCUCCAGCCUCACCUCUUAUUGAGGGGGUCGACUUAUUCCCAGAAGAUACCCUGGAAAGUACACAACAAUCGAACAAAAGUUGACCAGCCGGACAUACCUAACCAAAUUUAAAUCAACAUGAUCCGUUGCAUUCAUCAAUCUAUCAAAAAUGGAUUUGUCCUGGGAUGCAGCCUAGCGGGUACUUUUGCAUCACCUAUUGAACGAUGUCCUCUCUUGGACAAGUGCGGCCAAGCUGAGUAGAUACUGCUCAGCUAUGCUUGAAAAGUAGAACUCGUGAGAAGCGUUGUGAGCCGAUUCUGUGAUUGCAAGUCAAUCCACGCAGAGUCUUGCUUCAUCUUUGACUUACCAAGAUUGUGAGCAAGCUCUACACGAACAAAUGUGCAAUGUCAGCGAGGCUAUACAUUGUUUAGUGUUGCAAUACGGCUUACCGUGCGCAAUGCUGAAGUACCAUGAAAUCCAGGGUUCCUUGUGCUGACCCCUGAUACACAUGUCAUUGUCUGUCGCAAAGAGGCGUCAACAUGGCCCAUUCACCAUUACCCGUCAUACUUACGCCAUGCCC
Molecule: messenger RNA, 1042 nt
Organism: Cryptococcus deneoformans JEC21
Lineage: Eukaryota; Fungi; Basidiomycota; Tremellomycetes; Tremellales; Cryptococcaceae
Exons: 3
Coding region: 69-566 (165 amino acids)
Source: RefSeq, a predicted model, not a curated record